This is a messenger RNA of Pyrenophora tritici-repentis Pt-1C-BFP, 1995 nucleotides long. RefSeq names its product ran-binding protein (RanBPM). Lineage: Eukaryota; Fungi; Ascomycota; Dothideomycetes; Pleosporales; Pleosporaceae. Gene Ontology annotation, molecular function: protein binding. The record is from RefSeq and is a predicted model, not a curated record.
AUGAACGCUCGUAGAGAGAGCUGGGCCAGAGUCGCUGCUGGUUCAGUCGGCAGCAACAACUCAUUCCAACAGCCUGCGCGCUCCACACCCUUCUCACACUUUGUCAACAACUCCGCGGCAGCGCAUGCGAAUCGGCUCUCACGCUCCAUCGACGCCGACGGCCACAUGUCUACAAGCUUCGGAAGGGGCGGCGGACCACUGCCUUCCUACUCGAGCCAGUCUGGCUAUUGGCAGGGUCUGGGAGGGUCUGCCCAAGAUGUACCUCCCUUCUUUGUGCCCUCAUAUCUCCGAGGGUCCAAGCAUGCAGAGAAGCUACAUGAGGCGCACAAGGCGAAGUUGACCGCGCAUCGCGAAUUCAAGUCGACGCACUCGUCCAAUGCGGGGUCACUCUCAACGAGCUCCAGUAGCGUGAAUCUACAUAAAAUACCACCUUCACAUCGAGGUCUCACGCAUGAGGUUGUCGAGCGCGCACCGGUAUUUGUGGAUGAGCCAGUGGCGCCUUGGCCGACAAGGUGGAAUGAUGGAGACCGGUUCAAUCAGCUGGAGCUCGAGGAGAGUGGGAGACUAGCCAAGUUCUCGGGCACGCAGAAGACACACGAUGAGGCAGCAGCGGUGCGAGCAGACUUUCCAAUGCCUCGGCAGUGUGGCAUCUAUUACUUUGAGAUUACCGUCAUCUCCAAAGGAAAGGACGGGAGAAUGAUCGGAAUCGGCUUCUCCGGACCAAAGGUUGCCUUGAGCCGGAUACCAGGCUGGGAACCGGACUCGUAUGCAUAUCAUGGUGAUGAUGGUCAGGUAUUCAGUAACACUACUUCGGGGAGGUCAUAUGGGCCCAAGUUUGGCACAUUGGACAUCAUCGGUUGUGGCAUCAACUUUCGAACCAACACCGCCUUUUUCACAAAGAAUGGGCAUCUGCUAGGCACCGCUUUCCGGGAUCUGAAGCCGAACAUGCCUUAUUACCCCACAGUAGGCAUGAAGAAGCCAGGUGAAACAGUACGAGUAAACUUUGGUCAAGAACCCUUUAACUUCGAUAUCGACAAAAUGGUGCACGACGAGAAGGCAGCUAUACAGGCCGAGAUCGCUCGGACAAAGUUUGAGUCUUAUGCAGGCGGCAGCGAGGACGCGUUGAUACAUCAACUAGUGGGGCAAUAUCUGGCUCACGAUGGCUACGUGGAGACUGCGCGGGCUUUCUCGGAUGAGAUUGUUGAGGAGGCGAGAACGCUUGCGAAUGGCGAAGAUGAGACUAUCCCUUACCGGACAGCAGUGGAGGACUUGGACGCACUGAACCGGCAAAAAAUACGUACAGCGAUUCUCGAUGGCGAUAUUGACAAGGCACUGAAGCACACAAGCGCAUAUUAUCCCUCUGUGCUUCGGGACAACGAGAACAUAUAUUUCAAACUUCGCUGCCGAAAGUUCAUCGAGAUGAUCAGACGAUCUAGUGAAAUGACAGCGCAGUGCAGGGCCUCCAAGCGAUCGGCUCCUUCUGCAACAAAUAAGCGGAACUCUACAGCGACGGAGGAAUAUGAUUUCGAGAUGGAGCUAGAUGAGCAGCUGGGCGUUCACAACGCACCACCGAGCUGGGACAACAAGGACCAAGACGAUGAACUAGACGACGAUGAUGACAUGGAAGACAAAGAGACCAAGAUCGCACGAGCAACGAAUGACACGAUUACAUAUGGCAUGGAACUCAGAACCGAAUUCGCAAACGACCCCAGACGGGAAGUCAAGAAGGCUCUCGAGGAUACUUUCGCACUCAUCGCCUACCCUGAUGCACGAGAAAGCAUGUUGGCGCCAUUAUUAGAAGUCUCUGGUCGCGCACCGGUGGCGGAGGAGCUUAAUAGCGCGAUAUUAGUCUCUCUAGGCAAAUCCUCCUCAGCCGCGCUCGAGCGCCUAAUCCAACAAACCGAAGCCCUGGUAGCUGAGCUCGCUGACGAUGGCGGCCCCGGCGCCUUCAUCAACGUCCGAAGUGACUACUUACAAUAGUAUAAUCCAGUAUCA